AUGACGAAAAUCGGUGAGACUCAAAAAGCCUUAGCAGAAAAGUACGGUACUAGUGAAAUCACCAUCCGCAAUAUAGAAUCACACAGAAAAGAGAUUAUAACAUAUUUCGAGACCAGCACACUGACUGAUAGUCAAUCCACAAAAUAUUUAAGAACGUCACAGAGAAGGGAUUUGGAGAGAGUUCUUUACCAGUGGUGCAUGCGAUGUAAAAAUAGAGGUAUAAAAUUAACAGGAGUACUAAUACGCAAAACAGCACGGGAAUUUAAUGAAAAAUUAUACAGAGAUCCUAAUUUUAAAGCCAGUUCGAGCUUGUUGAUAAAAUUUAAGCACCGUCACAAUAUCUGUAAAACGGAUAUCUACGAUAUCGGAUAUCUACGAACCACAAAACAAACUGCAGCGGAUAUCUUCAAAAUUAAGUUUAAAGAAUUGCUGAACCGCCAGGGGUACACAUUGGAGAACGUUUACAAUGUCGAUUACACAGGACUAAUAUGGAGAAGAGUACCAGAAGAAACUUUGAUGUUUCACAGGGAAGAAUCGACAGCAAGCCCAAAAAUGUACAAGGAUCACGUUACUAUACUUCUUUGUGCAAAUGCUACCGGAUGUCACAAGUUGGCGGCACUAGUAAUCGCCAAAUUUGGGGAUUCUCAAGAUUCCAAGAAGAUGAAUAUUAAUUCUCUGUCAAUUAUGUACGAGGAGAACAGCAAAGCAUUGAUGGACGGUAAUAUGUUCAAUAAAUGGUUCGAAAAAUGUUUCUUAAAAUCAGUUAUAAAAAAACAAAAGAGAAGGGGACGCAGAGAGAAAAUUUUGUUGAUGGUAGAUAAUGCUAGGUGGGAUUACAAUCUCGACGAAGCAGAAAACAAAGAUGAAUUCGUCUUUGUGACGUGUUUUCCAUAUCACGGUACACCACUCAUACAACCAACGGAUUGCGGAAUAAUGGAAUGUUUCAAGCGAAUGUACCGAAAAGAAUUGGUGGAAACAAUAAUGCCAUUACCUAUCUAUUAUACGCAGGAAGAGGCGGUAUCAAACCAUAAGGGUUUAAUCAUGUGGGAUUGUUGCCGCAUGGUACAAGAUGCUUGGUCAAAUGUUGAAGAUACAAUACUGGAAAAGGCGUGGGGCAAGCUUUUGAAGGAGAAAGACGAACAGAAUUUUAGAGAGAGGCAAAUAAUAGAAGCGGACAUAGAUAAAACAGUUGCAUUGCUGCAUGAAUUACCAGGAUGUCAAUGGUGUAACACAGUCGAUGUAAAGAGCUGGUAUGAAAUUGAUAGUGAAGAGAAAAUGUUCAUGAAAGUAUGUACCGACGAAGUUCUUCGAGAUUUUGAAAACAAUGCUUUGGAUUAA
This is a messenger RNA of Bombus pyrosoma, 1338 nucleotides long. RefSeq names its product jerky protein homolog-like. The coding region runs from base 1 to 1338 and encodes 445 amino acids. NCBI's taxonomy places the organism in Eukaryota, Metazoa, Arthropoda, Insecta, Hymenoptera, Apidae. Gene Ontology annotation, cellular component: nucleus. Gene Ontology annotation, molecular function: DNA binding. The record is from RefSeq and is a predicted model, not a curated record. The transcript has a single exon.